AUGGGCGAAGCACUUUUAGAAGCCUGGUUAAUGUUGUCUCAGAAAGACGUGAGGUAUGAUACAGAAAAACAGGUAGACUGCAUAUUCUUGAACUCCAAAAAGACAUUUGACUUUAUUACGCUCAGUAGAAUAGGACAGAGCGUCGAGGAACAGGCAGGAGAUGCAAUGACUGUCCGUAAACUGGCAUCAGAAUGGGAGAAUUGUAAAGAGUGGGGCUCAGCAAGGCCCGAUGCUAGGACCGGUUCUCUUUCUGAAAUCUCAACAAAGCGUCAGUCACGACCCUUCAGAGGACAGAUGAAGGCUUAUCUUCGAGUACGUAUCACCAGCACGACGCCCACACCUGCUGGAAAACACGAACAGAUUCAAAAGGAUAAUAGUCCCGGAGACAAGGAAAAAGAAACUGCAAAUAGAAUGUUGCUGAUGGUGUUUAAAUUCGUGGUGGAUGGAGGAAACGUCAAGUUAUUGAAGAAGGAAGACAUUGACACCGCUGCACCAGUGACAUCGACAGGGCCAGAGUGUUACUCUACAUCACAUGGGCUGGCCCAAGACUACCUUGGUUGUCUGAGAAAGGGACAGAAACAGAAGAAAAUGCCUGGAACCAGCUCUUAUUCACACCAGACAUCAUCACCCAGGCUUUUGACCGCCAUGUCUCGCUCCUUCCUGGUGGAUUCUCUCAUCUCCCCGCGGGCGCCUGACAGCAGCAGGCGUGGUCCACGCCCAUACAGCCCGCCCACCACCGCCCACCUACCCGCCCUCUUGCCAAUUCACCCCUGCCCGCCGGGUAAACACAGCGAUGUGUUAUCCCUCUACUCCUGCCGAGCCUGCGUGCCUAUCCCGCCCGCCCUCAAACAAGCCAUGGUGCCCACCUUCUCCACAUUUACGCCCACGCUGGGAUCCAGCUUUCCACACACGCCCGCUAGCCUGCCCCACGCCCCUGUUCUACGACCAGUGCCAGUCUCCCUGCCCAUGACCAUGCCUCAUAUGUACGCUCCUCUGUACGCCCCUAGCACGCCCACACGCCCACAGAUUAACACCACCCACACUCCCCCAGAGAAAAAGUCCCCAGUUCAAGCUACAGGAGGGACACGCCCUCGCUCUGAGUCUCCUACAGAUGACAUUCCCUCCUGCAAGAGGAUUCGCACAGCCUUCACCUCGACGCAGCUGCUGGAGUUAGAGAGAGAGUUCUCCUCCAAUAUGUAUCUCAGCCGCCUCCGUAGGAUAGAGAUUGCAACCUAUCUCAACCUCUCUGAGAAGCAGGUGAAAAUCUGGUUUCAAAACCGGCGAGUGAAGUAUAAGAAGGAGGAAGGAGGACACUCCAGGGAGAAGUGUUCCUGUUUGAGGACCUGCACUUCGUCCAGGGCCCGUCCCAAGGGCCUGCAGGGCCCCCAGGGCUGUGAAGGCCGCCCGGACUGCGAGGGCCCCCACGACUCCACCGAAGAGUCACUGCACCAGGAGGAUCAAGUUGCUCCUGGAGCCUUCAACGACCCCAACCACAAAACUGACAACGACUGUGAUAACGACGACCCUCCCAAACACCACCACCAUCCCCACCACAACCGCCACCAUCCCCACCACCACAACCACCACCAUCUACCACCCCAGCGUCAGGACUUACCAGGAAGUCUCCUUCAGGAAGCCUUUCAUACCCUGGAAACCACCAGAGCAGACCUAAGGUCCUCUGACCAGACGAAGCCAAGUAGUGACCACAUGAGGUCCUCUAGCAGAGACCAGGUGAGAGACCAGGUGAGAGACCAGGUGAGAGACCAGGUGAGAGACCCAGUGAGGGUCUCAAACACAGACCAGUCGGGGUCUUGGAAUAAAAAGUCCGAUCUUGAAUCUGACUGCGACAGAGACAGCGGUGAUAAUAUUGACGUGGUUUGA
Cherax quadricarinatus is the source of this 1881-nucleotide messenger RNA. Lineage: Eukaryota; Metazoa; Arthropoda; Malacostraca; Decapoda; Parastacidae. The record is from RefSeq and is a predicted model, not a curated record.